UAAUUUAGGAGAAUAAACAGAGAUAUUUGCUAUUUGAAGGUACCAGAAAAUAUACAAAUGUCGCAAUAUAAAGUUCUAGUUAACGGUUCUGGUGGUGUAUCGUUCAGUGCCGAGUCUAGAAUAAAUUAUGUAGAUGACAAUCUUCAUAUCUUCAUACAGACGGAUAAAACAAUUUAUUCAGCCACACAAGAGGUGAAAUACCGGGCGAUAUUAUUACACCGGAACCUCUUUGGAUACAAAGGUCUUGCCACAGUUAUAAUUCGUGAUGGGAAAAACAACAAAAUUGAAGUUAGAGAAAAUUUAAUACCGAAAGAUGGCGUAAUCACAGGUCGCCUACAGUUAAGCAGGGAACCAGUUUUUGGUACUUGGUCUAUCGAUAUCAAUGCUGCGACGAAAAAGUUAACGAAGCAUUUCGAAGUUAACGACUAUGCAAUACCUAGAUUUAGUGUGGAUAUUGCGUUACCUAAAGAGAUCCCGUACCAAUCAGCUUCAGUCAAUGUGUCAGUCAAAGCUAAAUUCACGUUUGGGGCGAAAGUUUAUGGAAACUGUAAACUACAAAUUUAUACCAAAGCAUCUAUAUAUAACUUUUUAGAAUACAACAAACAUAUGCAGGGAUCAGUAACAUUUACGGUCCCAAUAUCGGACAUUAGUCGGCAAUUUUCACUAUAUGACACAUUUAUAGUUCGAGCCUUGGUGACUGAUAAUGCAACAACUCUUACCAUUGGCACUGAGGAGAAUCUUUGGAUAAAUUAUGUCUACCCUACUCAACGUCCACAGACGAUUAACAGAUAUCUGUCUAUCUCAAAGCUGGAAAAACGAGACACAUUUAUACCUGGAAUGUCCUACUACACACAGAUAUUUGUUGGUUAUAAUGAUGGGCCAAUUGGAAAGCCAGGUGUCAUAAAUGUGACCCCAACGGUUACAACUGCUGAAGUAAAGAGCUGCCUCCUCAACAAGCCAUCUACCAAAUGGCUGGACUUAAAGACUACAACGCUUCAAAGUUUUGACAUUCCGUUUGACAAUGAAGGAUAUGCAGAUCUUAGCUUCCCAGUUGCCGAAUAUACAGAUAAAAUAGUGCUUCAGUUGCGAUAUGAAACUAUUUACAAGAACGUAACACUUUACUCGGUGUCCAGCGUGCCUGUGUUGUUGCUCAGAAUGUACACUAAUAAAACAAACGUUCAAGUUGGCCAAAGGUUAGAAAUCAUGACCGAAGCUUCUGGUGAUCUGGAUGGUUUGAUUUCUUAUGAGAUCUUUGCAAGAGGUGUGUUACGUAAGACACUUAUUUCCGGUGUGGCAAAUGAAAAACGAACUAAAACAGGAUUUGAAAUAACUGCCGACAUGAUACCAGAGGUGUAUGUUGUAGCAACACAUGUGACCAAAGCGGGGGACCUCCUGACAGAUCAUUUGUUGCUCAGAGUAUAUGGGUCUCCAUUAAAAAAUAAG
Molecule: messenger RNA, 1443 nt
Organism: Ruditapes philippinarum (Manila clam)
Lineage: Eukaryota; Metazoa; Mollusca; Bivalvia; Venerida; Veneridae
Product: CD109 antigen-like
Exons: 11
Molecular function (GO): endopeptidase inhibitor activity
Source: RefSeq, a predicted model, not a curated record